AAAAAUCCAAUAGGAGCCUUGAAUUUUCUAAAAGGCGCGCCCCCAGAAUGGAUGACUCCGAUGAGGAGUUCCAGGUAGACGAGGCUGUAGUUUUCGGCCACUCUUCGUCUGUUGAUAUUACAGCACCACACACCGGUAUUGGUGAUGAUCAUGACAAGCAUAUUUAUCGUCCUGAGAAUCCUAUCAAAAAUAAUGAUGAAACGAAAUCAGAGCAAUCUUCACCUUCACCUUCGCCACAAGGUGAUCAUGGUGAUGCUCCACCUGAUGAGGUGGAACAUGUUGAAGUGGGCGGGAUAAAUGGAGCUGCUGUUGACGAAAUACAUGAGGAAACGAAGGGCGACGACGCUCGUGCUUUUGCACCAGGAGCAGAUGCGGAGAAGAUUGAGGAGAAGAGCGACGAUCCGAGUAGCGGCGAAGAAAGCGCACCAAUUGCUGAGGCCGAGAAGGAGACAGCCACCGCAAAUACAGUGGAUCAAGAUGAAGGAAAACAGUCGUCGUCUGCACCGGAUCAAGGAGAGACUACGCCGACUGCUACAUCGCCUCCUUCGAGGAUUGGCGAAGGAGAGCAGGAGCACUCUUCGAAUACUGACAUCGAAAAUGUCGAAGAUGACGGUGACGAUGCUCCUCCUGCUGAAGGCGAGGGCAUCCAGAAGCAACUUGCAGAUGCGUUGGCAAAGCUACGACAAGUAGAGAAAGAGAAGCGGUUACUGCAGUGCUCCUAUGAUAUCUACAAGGAAGCAGACAACUUACGAGGUGGUAGUAAUAUUAAACAACUCUCCCUCGAUGAGAUCAUCAAAAAGCGUGUACAAGAGGAAUUCUCUUCGAUGAACAACUUCGCAGCUUUUCAGCCGCCGCCAAGGAGAAAAGCAAGCUAUGCAGGUGGUUUGCCGACUGGACGCAACUCGGCAGCGAGUCACCUUAGUGAACCGGAACGCAAAUCAACGACACUCGGUUCACCAAAAGAAGAUCAUACUGGUGAAGGGAGAACGAGUAGGCUGGCGUCGCCGAUUGAGGAGGUACUACUUGGAUCACCUCAUCAUGCUAGGCACAUUCAUUCAUUCAUCAAAAUCUUUGGAGGAUUCUCUGAUGAUCUUUCGAUGAUUGUUUCGUUUCUAAUAGUCCUAAUGUCGAUUGCUUACGUUCCUAUCAGACCGCCACAAAACGCCCCUCUCUCCUCCACGACACUUCCGGUCCUUCCAACCUCACUCAAGUCCUCGAAAAACUAGCCGCCACCGAGUCGGCAGACAAGCAAAAGGACAUUGAGCUCGAAAGUCUGAAGGCGCAAAUAGCUGUACUCCAAUCCGAAAAGCGCGACCAAGAGGAGGACUUUGAACAGAAACUGCAAGAAAAGCAAGAUGAAUGGAACAUGGAGAUGAGCACGUUCUCGGAUGAAACACUACAAGUUUUGGAAAAGCAGUGGAUGCGGUACGAAGAUCUGUGGACGAAAUGUGCAGACGGGAGAGUGGGGAGUGUUAUGAAUGACAGUGAUUUAAGUGGUAGCAGUUUCACUAGAUGAACAUGAAGAAGCACUGAGGAGCAAUGUGAUGUUCGGUGAUUCCUGUCUUUCCUUGUCGAAGAAAUCUCAAACUCAAUCUCGAUUAUUUACUUAGACCCGCAUACUACUUCUUCCCUUCUAACCGGCACGAAGCAAGCGGGCGCACGAAGAUCGACGCCGCACUCAAAGCCCUGACGAGUAAAUUACGGACCGAAUUUGUCUCUGAGCGAGAACUCCAAGAGCAGCAGCAUGCGACAGCGAUAGCGGAGGCAGAAAAGCAACACGAAGCUAAGCUGCAUCGAGUCCAGGAACACGCACGUGAAUCUGAGAGAGAGAAGAGUAAGAGAUCGGAGACGAGGUUAGUCGCCGACUUUGAGGCGCGCUUGGCUCUAGAGCUUCAACAAGAACGCGAAUCUGCAGCAGAGGCAAGCAAAAUUGCAGAGAAGGCUCACGCAGAAAAAAUCAGAGCCGAAAAAGAAUCUUCAGAACAAGCACUCAAAGAACAAGCUGACACUACUGCAAAAGAAAUCAAUUCUUUACAAGAGCAGAUUGAAGAGGGAAAGAAGAAACUGGCUGAGCUGCGUUCUCAACUCGAUACAAAAGAGGAGACGGAGAAAGAGCUAAACGAUUUGAAGAAGAGACAAUCAGAAUAUGCCUUGCGAGUUGUAGAGUUACAACUGAGCAAUGACAAAUACGCUUUGGCUUUGGAGGAGAGGGAAGCGGAAUGUGCGGCAGAGGUGGCGCAAUUGCAGUUAUGAAGAGUGAACACGACCUCGACCCUACUAGAACAAGGAUAUAGAUAGACUUAGACCUGCUUUUAUCUUUAUGUUUUCUUCUCAUGUCACAAGUGCGAGAUCUUCUAGAUCAAUAUUAACCGUCUUCCUGACAUCUCUAAUGGCAGAAGCUCUCGACAAGGCAGAGAUCACGAUCGCUGGACGCGAACAAACCGAACAAGGGCUAACGCAAGUCGCUUCCUCAGCCGCUGCCGAAGAGAUCAGACGCCAAAGACAGUCCGCCGAUGAGCAACGAACUGAGUUAGAACGGGCUCUGCGGUCUGAAUUUGCAGAGAAGUUGACCGAUCUGCAGAACAAGGUGGUCGACUUGGAGACGCAGAAUGACAGAUUGCUGUGUGAGCGUGACGCCUUAUUGCUGGAUUUGGAAGACGCAAAUGGAGGUGGCGUGGCGGGUGAGAUGGAUGAGGAAGGUGAGAGCGCUUAUUCUUCGCCCUCACCUGCGAGAAUCACUGCGGCUGGGAGGACUUCGUCUGCAUCGAGCGGUGGAGGGGUGAAUGUUGAAAGCUCAGUAAGGAAAGAAAGACGUGGAGCAACAAGUGAGAGUCUUGCUGUGCACACUUCUAGUCCUAAGAAAAAGAAGAGCGAACUUGUAGCACAACAACAAUCUGUCGUGCAGGCUGAAAUUAGAGACGAAGCUUCUCUAUCUGCUCUCAAAAGGAUGACACAGGUAGGCGCUGCCAGUCCGGAUGUUGUCGUAUCACCACUGCUUCUGGGAACUCCAACCAGCAUCACGGAGAACUACGAUGCAGCACCAGCAGAUCAGGGACCGUCCAAUGUGGCCAGCAAGCUCCUUACUGGCAGUGAAGUAAGCUUGAUCACGACAAAAACGACGAUCACAACGACAAUAGAAACGACAAGCACAACGCUAUCUUCUGUUGUUGUGAAUCUAGUAGGAAAGGAGGAGGACCAUGACCACAAGCUGCAGGAGCUGCCUUCGACAAGCCCAAAGGCAACUCCAUCAUCUCCUUCACAGGGAGAAGACCAAGAAGAAAGAGAUCCCACUACAUCUGCCACUCCUAUUGACAAUGCUACACCAGAACUCAGAAGUGCGAGUCUACCGCUGCAUUCCCCAAAAGUUACCACCUCGUCCAACAAGAGUACUAUGAAGAAAAAGAGUUCUAGUAACGCUGGAGUUGUCGCAGUUCCUCCUUCUCCCUCUCCAACGUCCGAAACAUUCGACACUCCACAACUGACGCAGUUAGCAGAGUUGGGGCUUGCUGAUAGUCCUGACGUUUUUCGGUCACCGCCCUCCUCUCCGCCGCCGUCGGCAUCGAAGUUGGCAGACUUGGAUGCUUUGUUUAUGCCUAUAACUACGGUUUUUGUUUUUUCCAGCUAGGUAUGCUCCACCAACACCUACAAGUACCUAGGUUGAACAACGAUAGUACUUGUUACCAUUAGACCUUACUCUUUCUGAGACUGUUAGUUUCAGUGGAACAAGACUUAAAGUCUCUGCAUCAUCUUCUUCUUGUCUAACCCCGUGUCUGGUGGCGCCGCCGACCAUCUCGCGAACCACGUUCCUACCCGUGCAGAGGAAGAGGAGGACGUCGAGUUCAACUCUGAUGAAGGCGGUGACAGUGCAGCUAGGACGAAUAGUAGUGGCAAUACGUCUAGUGAGGCCCAUAGUGCUUUAGAGGAUGACGACGAGGAAAAUGGUAGUCGUAGAGGCAGCCAAGACGGAGGAGCCAGAGGUAGUCUUGAAAGCGAGCAAGUUCUAGCAGGUGCUAGAGGCAGUGGAGCCUCUUCGUCUGCAGCUUCUUCUGCGAAAACGUCGAGAAGGAAACAUAAAAUGGGUGAAAAACGGAUCUUCGCGUUUGAGGAAAUGCUGAAGAAGAUGGCGCAGGUUCGGAGCGACGCUGAGAAGCGGAUAAAAGCGGCAGAAGACAAAUUGGAAUUGGAAACGAAGGGUUUGAUGAGCAAGGUAUUUCGUCUACAUGUUUAGACUGGAAUAAUCGACAAAGAAAUGAUGUGUAUCUUCUCUUCAAAUGUGUAUUUUCUCAAGCUCAAGAACACCAAUCCCGCCCAACACAUUCUGAUUCCUCAAUCCAGUUCUCACACCACAAUCUCAAUCCAGUUCUCGCAGCUCGAAGAAAGGCACUCUGUCCUGUCCGUCCGUAACGCCGCAGCUGAGCAAGAGCUCCUAAACCUCGCCGAAAGGCGUGAUGCACUGGCAGUAGAGCUUAAAGUCUCUGAGAAAACCGUCAAGGACCUAAGGGCUGCCAAUGCGAAUCAAGAAUCCGCACUAGCAGAGGCAGCUGACUUCCGUGUGCGACAGGGUAUCGGACGGCUACUAGGUGUUCUAAACCCGAAAUCUAGGACUGGAGUGCAUACUCGCUGGAAAGCAGACGCUUUUGGUCGCUUGCGAGACAAUGAGGAGGCAUCUAGAGUGAAGGCUUUGGAGAAAGCAAAGGAGGAUUUAGAGAAUAAAGAAAAGGACACUGCAGCACAGCUAGCAACAGAGAGCGAGAAAAGGAAGACGUAUGAAAAGGAGCUGGAGGAGAUGGGUUUUUUCGAAGAUGCUGACCACGCCGCAGAUGAUGACACCUCUACCACAGUCCCAGACGACCAAGACAGCACUGAUGAGGAGGAUAGAGUAGGUGGCGCAGAGAAGUACCAACUAGACGACUCGGGUGUCGAUGAUUUGGAGUCUCUACUGGCUGACAACAAGAUCGGACCAUUGGUUACUGUCGGAAAAACAACUGCCGAAGACCUGAACUUCAUUGCUGGAGAACUCAGCGACACUCUGGAGGCUAUGAACAUCGCUGUUGGCGCGUUUCCAGAGUUGUACGCGAGAGAGUACAAAAGGAGUGUCAAACUAAGAAGAUUCGUGAAGGGGAUGAAGAAAAGCUUUGCUUUGGUACUGAAGUGUGGAGGUUUUUUGCUGGAUUUGUCGUUGAGGCAGCAUCGGAUAGUGGCGGAUACGGCAGUAUGGAUCGCUAGCCACAUGAUGGCGGGGAAAUUGCGGUUGUUGAGUUAUGAGGGAGCUAGUAAUAGAAAUAGAGAUCAUAGGUGACACAUUCAUUGACUCGACUAGAUCUCUUCAGCGAGGUACCCUGCUCAAACCUUUUGAGCAUCAUAGAAGUUAGUAUCUUCUAACCCUCAGAACUCCACAUUGGAAGCGCUUUCGCCAGGUGGAGGGACAAGGAUGUCGCUUGCGUCCGGCAGCAGUACGCUGACAUGGUAAUCGCAGCUGGGGAAGAGCAAGCUAAGUGCCAGGAUCUAGAACGGGACCUACAGAGAGAGCAGAAGCGCACAAAAGAUCUUGAGCAUGCUCUACAAGCGGCCAAGAGACUCGGAGGAGGAGUUGAAACUGUUGGUGGUAGUAGUAGCAGUACGGGAUCUCCAGUGAAGGUGGGCUGUCCCGGAGCAGGUCGUAGUAGUAGCAGUACGGGAUCUCCAGUGAAGGUGGGUUGUCCCGGAGCAGGUCGUAGUAGUAGUGCUGUGAAAGGAACGGGAGCUAUGGUUUUCAACGGGAAGGGGUCACCUCUGCGAAACGUCCUGCCUGGACUGACUAGUAUGGCGGACUUGACGAAGCACUUAGACGAAGUCGCUGAAGCAGCGAAAUCCUCAUUGCUGGCUGGAGGAGGUCCAUCAUCGACAAGUGUUCCUUCCGCAGCUGCUGCGCCAACGUCAGAAGCGGCUGCUGGCAAACCUGCGACGUCGAAAGGGAAGGGAAAGAAAGCUGCGCCACCGCCUAUUCCUCCUGGUAGUCUAGGUGGUAGAAGUACUGAGACUGCGACCACAACGCCUGAAGGCAAAGGACCGCCGAGUGCGCCGCCAGCGCCUGCAGGAAAGCCAGCCGCUCCUGCUGGGAAAGCCGCUGCGCCACCUGUACCAGGUAGUGGAAAAGCAGGAACACCCCCUGUGCCAGGUGGUGGGAAAGGCGAUGAAUCUGCAGAAGCACUACCUAGUACGGGAAAGGGCAGAGGAGCAGCACCUCCGAUUCCAGGUGGAAAGGGAGCAACCCCUCCAGCGCCUGGUGGGAAGGCGGUGCCACCUGCUCCGGGAGGAAAAGGAGCUCCAGUUCCUGGAGGCAAAGGUGCGCCAGUACCAGGUGGUAAAGGCGCACCCCCACCAGGCAAGGGCGCAGCACCACCAGGCAAAGGUGGCGCAGCCCCACCUGGCGCAACAGCUAAAGGUGGCAAAGGAAAGGGUAAAAAAGGUGGAGCUCCUGAGUGCAAUAUUCCAGUCCAUGCAGUUCCAGAAGCACCGAAGGAACACACAGCCAAAGCCCUGCACUGGCAGAAAAUCGCACCUAAGCAGUAUGAGAAGUCUAUUUUCGCGAAGCUGCUUUCCUCUUCUUCCACCUCAGGUACUUCGACUUCUGCUUCUACUUCUGCUAGUACAGCAGCAUCUACUUCCGGUUCCGGUACGUCUACAGCUACGAGUGGACCUUCCUCCUCCAGUACUUCGCUCACUACAGUCCCAACAUCUCCACCCCGCAGUGCGCAGAACAAACUCCUGGGUUCACCACCUAGUAGCAAUGCCAAAUUGCGUCCGCCAGGUAGUUCCUCGAAAUUGCUCAGAGGUGGUGCUGGAGCCGCCCAUGGAACCACUGGCGUGCCACUCAAUUUCUCCACAAUCUUACACAAGAUCAGAACCAAGUCUAGUUUUGAUCGCGUGUGUGCACACUUCUUGAAGAAGAUUGAGAAACCUUCUACAAACGGACCUCAAGGUGGUGCUGGAGGAAAGACCUCUGCCACGAACGUCAAAGUUCUCACUACACUGCUCGAUGAUGCAUCGAAGGCUCAGAACAUCGAGAUCGCUCUGCGCUCGCGGCAAAUAACAGCGGACCAAGUACGACGUCGAUUAGACGACUACGAUACGGAGGCACUGAGUUUCGAAUCGUUGCAGAUGGUGGUGGCGAUGUAUCCGAAUAGUGAAGAAAUUGGCCAGUUGAAGAAGGAGUACGACAAGAGUGGACCGCCGUUGCGAGGAGCGGAGGACUUUCUGUUAUGACUACUUACAAGAACGACUGCAAGUCAAUGUCAAAUGAUCAAAUAUAAGUAGUAGUUUCUGGUGUUAUGACUACAAGAAGAAAGUCAAAGUCAAUGUGGUCUUGGUCAAAUGAUCAAAUAUAAAUCAAUGUUGUCCAAUGUUGAGAAUGAUCAAAUAUAAUCUUGAUCUUCAGGUUCAUGUUGAUUCUUCAAAAACACGUAGAUAACGACCACUCUUUUACUACUUGCCAAAUUCAUUCUCAUCGUGCUUUACCUUUCUCUAAUCACACUCGGCUUACUCGAGAUCUCGAAUUUCAAGCAGAAAGCAGAAUGCGUCUCAAAUGUGGAGCUUUUUCCCAAGCUAUUCGAGGAGACAAAAGAAGGCGCUGCUCAACUACAGAACUUGUGCGAACAACUGCUGAAAUCGGGUGCAUUGCAAGUGGUGUUUUUUCUUAUGGGAUACUGACAUGAUAUAGAUAGAUUAUGGGAUCGAUACUCACAAGAUAGAAAGGCUGUUCCCAAACUUGAUGCAACUUGCGUACCUCUUAGACAACUCUUCUUAGACAGUUUCAUUCCUUAUAACUCUCUGUAAGUGUAAGAUCAGCAUCGGAAUUAACAUCGUUUCCACACAAGCUCUAAUCUUCUCGCUAUGCAGAUCGGCAACUUCCUCAACCAAGGCACUGCUAAAGGGAACGCUUUUGGUUUUUCGCUAGAAACGUUGGAGAAAUUUCCGCAGACGAACAGUUUCGUGGCCAAGGACUACAGCUUAGCUCAUGCGCUGUGUGAGGAAUUGUGGUUGGAAUCGCGGGAGAGCCUGAAAAGCUUUUUUGAUGAUACGAAGAGCUGCGAAGAAGCUGCCAGGGUCGAUUUCGCAGAGGUGAAGAAGCAUGCCAAAGACCUCGAAGCACAAGUGGAAUUUGUCCGGAGGGCAAUGGGAAUGACGAGGCCUGGAGAAGAUCUUGUUGUAAAUAGUACCACGCCACUUUUUGGCAGCACGUUUACCUCAAAGAUGGAGUCGUUUGUGCUGGAGAAAGAGGCUGACGUUCGUAGCUUGCAAGAACAGAUAGCGAAAGUCGACACGUUGUCAUCAGAACUUGUGGAGUUCCUGGCUGCGAAGAAUGGAACGCCGUUGAAAGACUGUUUGGUUAUGGUGAACAUGAGGUUGAACCAACACGAGAACGCUUAUUAAAUUAUACUUGUUGUGUAAAAAUAUUACGCACCAGUCACUUUGAAUGGCUUCGGUAUUUGGUAACCUGAAUUGGAUCACAAGGAUUCUCUUCUUAUUUUCCCUUAUGAUCAAAAUCAGGCUACCGAAUGCCAGAACAAUACACACUUUUGAUAUUCGUAUCCGAAUCAGUUACAGUUGUUUCUGCAGCAACAGAAAGAAAAAGAUCCUGAUUUCUCAUCAUCAACACUUCAAGAACACCUCUAACGCUCGUAUUCUCAGUCGUUUUCGAAAGUGCCUGACAGAAGCCCUACGAGUUAACCAGGAGAGGCAACUGAAAGAAAGGAAACGGAAGGAGAAGGAAGACUCCGCAAAACGGGUUGCGGAAAAACUCAUGGCCACCGUAGGAGGUGGUGCUGCUAAGGCGAAGAAUAACUCUAGCAGUCCCAAGUCCGCAACCCCAGCAGCAACAGGAGAAAUCGCCUCAGUAGCUAGUGCGUUGAACAAGACAGCAGCCACAACAGUGGCUCAAUUCUGUAAGGUUAAAGGGGAUGGAGAUAUGCUUUUGGAUGUAGUUGUGGAGGAGGAAAAGGUGGAAAUGAAGCCGUCAUCUCCUCCUUCUGGAGGCGUCCAGUUGGAGGUUAGGAAAGAACCUGUGGAUAUGUGUGAAGCACACUUUGGGCCAUAUGAACCACCUGAGCAGAUGAAGAACAAGACAGAUGCAAAACCUGCCAACGACACAGGAGCCACGGCUACUUCUUCAACAUCUGUUUCACCUACUGCAACUCAAAGUACAGCUCCUACAGCCGCACCAGCAAGCUCAUCAUCUUCCACCACGAGUUCUACUGUGCCUACGGGACCGUCACCCAAAACUCCCACCAGUCGGAUGUCAAGUACUAGUGAGCCAGCUGUCAAGAAAGUCAGGGUUUCUGCGCCAAGAAAAGGGUCAACGGUAACUGUAGACGGGGAAGAGAAACGAGUUAGCACGCUGUUGCGCAAGAGCCGCACGACAGCGCAGUAUUCAUCAUCGUCGGAUGAGGAUGGAUAGUGGAUCCGAAGGUUAGCGGAUCCACUUAUUGAAGGAUCAUACACUUGCUGGAAUUAAUGCUAUUGUUGUUGUAUUCAUGAUCAUAAUAUUAACAAAAACGAUAAUGUCAUGUUAAUUAUUUUUGAAGUUCUUUGUGCUCCGAGCUUUUGCUUGAGCAACACAUUGCAAGCAUGUGGUUCUAUGCAACCUCAUGAGAUACACACAUCAAGCGAAAAACCAUUAACAACAUCUUCCUCCAUACUACACUCUUCAUCAAGUAGCGCAUACGGAGUCAAAAGUGAGCCGCGACUGAAUUCCGAAAAAUAUUUCCUCUUAGACCGCCUCCACAACAGCAACACAAACACUGCCGUUACCUCUUGUUUUGAAAUCUUCCUUCCUCCAGUCAAGUCUCGAGUUACCGAAAGCUUCAGCUACUCAAAAUAAAUGCACAGAUAUCUUCUUCAUAUGUUGACUAUCGUACAGCGACAAGAAACCUCUCUCGUCUUCUCAGCAAUUUUUUUUGUUCCAGUUUCAGCCUCUUUCUUGAUGAAAAUAGGCGUAUCUAUUCUUCAUAAUGAAUGUUCUUGUUCAUUGAAAUUUGACGUCAUAGGAUUACCGAAAAGUCGACUGUUUAGGGCUAAUGAAUUACGCAGAAUGACCUUUUUGAUGAUCGGAUUUCUCAUCAUGGAGCUGUGAAAUAUGCCUGCUCUGGUGUCUAAGCAAGAUCCAUCGACACAACUCAUUACUCCCGAUGCAUAACAUGUG
Amoebophrya sp. A25 is the source of this 10180-nucleotide messenger RNA. The record is from the annotation of a GenBank genome assembly. Lineage: Eukaryota; Dinophyceae; Syndiniales; Amoebophryaceae.